AUGGUUGGCGAUCCUCAACUGUUUAACCGGUUACUGGAGAACUCCCCCUAUGGAACCCGCACCAUAGGGGCGGUUCUCCCGUACCUAGACGGAUGGCUUGACCGAACGCACGGCAGGCUGGGGUAUAGACUGGUGCAGGUGUUGACCGGACACGGGUGCUUCGGUCACUACUUGCACAGGAUAGGUCGUGAGCCUACCACAGCCUGCCACCAGUGUGGUGAGACGGACGACAUGGCCCAGCACACUUUGGAGGUGUGCAAGCGCUGGGCCGUGGAGCGUAGGGCGAUGGAGAUAGUUAUUGGGACGAAUGAUCUCUCGCUGCACAACGUAGUGGCGGCCAUGUUGAGCGGCGAGAGAUGUUGGGACGCGGUGGUCUCCUUUUGCGACACAGUCAUUUUGAAAAAGGAGACCGAGGAGAUGGAACGUGAGGAAGCCCCGAACGCUCAUCCGAUCCGAAGAAGGCGCAUGGGAAGGAGGCGCAGGCGGUUUGCCGCUGUACACCGCUCCAUACCCCAGUAG
Molecule: messenger RNA, 519 nt
Organism: Cydia strobilella
Lineage: Eukaryota; Metazoa; Arthropoda; Insecta; Lepidoptera; Tortricidae
Exons: 2
Coding region: 1-519 (172 amino acids)
Source: RefSeq, a predicted model, not a curated record